Messenger RNA from Caenorhabditis elegans, 1273 nucleotides. It is a transcript of the gene rde-11, whose product is annotated as RNA interference defective protein 11. The record is from RefSeq and is marked reviewed. The transcript has 7 exons. Lineage: Eukaryota; Metazoa; Nematoda; Chromadorea; Rhabditida; Rhabditidae. Bases 4 to 954 code for a protein of 316 amino acids.
AACAUGAAUGUUAUCACUCCACCGUUUGCUGAUGGCGUGGAUCCAAAGCCCGUAUGUAUUGUCGCUGAUGACAUUUUCGAGACGAUGACCGCCAGACGAAAAAUCCAUUUUUCAAUUUACGUGAUUUUUAAGAAAAACGUCGAGCUUGCUGAGCCAUUUAAGCUCCUAUACUACACAGAAAAGAAAAAUGUUGCACAUCUUGAUGGAUCCGUUGCACAGGAUUUCGGACUCCCUAUGUGGACAAAAGACGAUGGACAGAGGGCGCCGGACCUUUCUCGACAAAAAAACGACUAUAUAAAACUGGAUUUUUUCACAAAUAUCAAUAAUCCUGAAGAUGGGUUUUCGUAUUGCUGGACGGACUGUAUCUCUACAAAAAACACGACGAUGGUACCAAGACAACUAAUGCCACCAUCGAAACGAUCAAUGAAACUUUACCUGAUUCUCCCGGUGGAAGAGUCAAAUAUCAUGGUGCUAUCUGAGAAGGCAUACGGAUCACUCCAGCUCAUGAAGAAACAUCGGAAAAUGGGCCAGCCACCUCAACGAGUCGGGUGCUACAUUAACUUUAAUUGCCAAACAUCGAAAGUCAUGUUCGGGUGUGGACACGUCUAUUGUGAGCAAUGCUUGAAUUCUUGGAAUGAUAAACCCUGCUCCGUGUGCUUGAAACCGGUAACUAGUGAACCAACUCAGCUCAAACUGCGGCAAGGUCCGUGUCCUUUCGAUUUGUGCAGUCCAAACAGCAGUACUAUGGGAAUCGUUCUAAUUCCAUGCGGAUGUCAUGUGAUGUGCCAAAAUCUGGAGGAUGCGUACGAACGAAACAAACACCACCUUGAACCACUUAUAGAAAAAAUCAAGUAUUGUCCUUUCGAGCCCUGCAGGAUCCGUGUCCGUAAACUCAAAAAGCCCUUCUGGCACCAACAAGACAAAGAGCACACUUUGGAAAUGAACUCGGCCUAAUUUUAUAAAUAAAUCAUGUACUGUAAUUAUUUUAUUAAUUAAUACGACUUUUGGAAUUUCAAAGAAGCUUUUUACCCUUUUUGUCAACACCAGACUACUUUUGUGAUACUUUUUCAUGUAAAAUAACCACCCAAAAAAGUUUUUUCCCAACUCAAAAACCAUCAUUUUCCGAUUUCAACCCACUGCUCCACGUGUCAAGUUUUGUCAAUAAUUGCCUUGUUUUAAUAAUUGUAUUUUCCCCACAAUUUCAAAAUUGCUUUUUCUUCGCCACAAUUCAAUUGGUACUGAUUUUUAAUAAAUGUUUCGGUUAGAAAUUCAU